This is a messenger RNA of Rhopalosiphum padi (bird cherry-oat aphid), 1996 nucleotides long. RefSeq lists its product as uncharacterized. Lineage: Eukaryota; Metazoa; Arthropoda; Insecta; Hemiptera; Aphididae. The coding region runs from base 300 to 1757 and encodes 485 amino acids. The transcript has 4 exons. The record is from RefSeq and is a predicted model, not a curated record. Gene Ontology annotation, cellular component: plasma membrane.
UUACUAUACCAGUAAUGCACGAGAACGUCGGUUAUAUAUAUGUAACAUUAAAUCCUCAAUCAAACGGUUUAUUUUUUGAACGAAUUAAAAAAAACUUUCACUUAUACGUUAGUGUAUUGCACAUAGUUACAUUUUUCAAUAUUCGUGAAAAUUUCAAAAAUAUCCUAUUUCAUUCCGGGGGUCAAUGAAAAUGAGCCCAUUUGUUCUGAGAUAAAACGUAACAUUUUAGUCGCUCACAGUCCGUACCGAAAUAUUGUCAUCGGGACUGCAAUAGGAUAUAUUAUUAAUACAGUGACACAAUGUGGUCGAAAACCAUCACUUUUACUGCAUAUCUAUGGCUGCUGGCCGUCGCAAAUCUUCAAUUAACAUUCGCCGCUCAAGAUGCCACGCACGAAGACAUAAGAACUGCAAUAUAUUCAUUCGCGCACUCGUUGCGUGACAAUGUGGACAAAUUGGAGCGACACGAACGGCGCGAGAAACAAUCGGGUGAUCAAAUGCAAAAUAUGCUGUUGACAAUCGUGAAUAAGCAGAGAGAGCAAAAUGUAGAAAACAAGGAAAUCGAGAUGGCUAUCAAAGGAUUGGAAGAAAGUUUGAGCGCAUUAACAAGAGCAGAAACAGAAGAGACCGCCGAUAGAAAAAGCACAAAACUCAUGUUAGAGAACUUGGACAAGCGUAUCGUUUCCACUGAGGCUGAGGUUAAGUCUUUGUUAAGAGCAGAACAAAAGUCUUCGAGCCAGCUAUACCAGUCGUUCGACGAAAAGCUGAUCGCCAUGUCGGAACAAAUCAAUGCGUUACAGUCCCGAUUUGAUUCUCUGGAACGAACUCCUAAGUCCAACGUGACGAACGAUGUCAUCUUUGAACUGCUAAACAAAAUGAUGAUCGACCAGAGCUCACAGAACCACAAUACGGUAUCGGAGCCCGCAAACGCCACGUCUCAGCUGGUGCAGGAGACCAGGCAUGUGGUUUUGGAGGCGAUCAAGGCGCUGUCAGACCGGAUGGACGAUAGCGACCGGAAGCGCACGGCAUCGGAUGCAAAACUGGCGGAAGUAGCCAAAUCAGCUGCCGCGUUCCAGGACGACGUGCAGAACAGCUUCCGACUGAUGUCAAACGAAGUGAAGACGCUGUCAGACGUAGAGAAAGUACUCGUGCAAACAGCUGACAAUGUACUGGACACUAAGCGUAGGAUCGAGUACGGCACACACCAGAUCCUGAUGGAAGUGACGGCGGUGAUCAACGACCGGUCGAAGGAGCUGAACGACUCGGUAAAUGCUGGCCUGGAAUUGGCGGUAAAGACCGUGCUAGACGCGCAGUCCGUGGGUAUGGCCAACCUGAGCGUGAAAAUCGAAACGGAGAUCAGUCAGGUGUGGAGGCAGAUCGGUAUCAUGUACCAGACGCUCACGGACUCGGCAUCCACAUUGGCCACGCUCCAGCAGCAGACGGACAUGUUCGUCAACAGUACGGCCACUUCGGUGGACGGCAUGAACGGCAAAGUGUCGGCGAUCGCCGGCCGCAUGACGGAGGUGGAUGAGAAUCUCAACUACUUGCUCGGACGACUGUCACUGGUCACGCAGGAGUUCAAGGAGAUCAAAGUUGGGCUGGGCGAGGCGCUGGAGAGCAUCAGGGUCGGGCUGCAGGCGGUGCAAGGCAAUAAGGCAGCAGUGGACCUGGGACCUGGUCCGAACCCCAUCGACGAAGAACUCGUGUCGGAAAACCUCAAUCAGAACAUACUUUCGAAAACCGUUUACACGGUCACAUAGACCUAAAAUAAUAUUAUUAAUAUUAUAACAUUACAAUUAUUACAUUUUUUUUUUUUUGUACUUUUGCUUUAAGUCCAGCGAAAAUUAUUACUAGUCUUUAUUGAUCCCAACAAUUAAAAAACCCUUUAAAAUGUUAUAACAUUUAUUUAAAAAGAUAUACAUAUAUUAUAUUCAAUUAAUUUGCUUUAGUGGUUUGAACUGUGUGGAGUUGACGAAUAAAAAUUAUUAGUCAUUUUUUA